Messenger RNA from Fraxinus pennsylvanica, 861 nucleotides. The record is from the annotation of a GenBank genome assembly. Lineage: Eukaryota; Viridiplantae; Streptophyta; Magnoliopsida; Lamiales; Oleaceae.
AUGGGGUUUUUACCUAGCUUCAAUUUUGGGUUCAACAACGAUGGAUUGAAAGCUGGGGUGAAAGUUGAUGAUUCCAAGUCAGGUUUCAAUGGCUUCAAUUUUGGGUUCAGCAACGAUGGAUGGAAGGCUGCGUUAAACAGUAAUAAUACUAAUUCUGGGAACGGAUCCGUGGGGUUGAACCGUGGCUUCAACAAAGGAAUCUACUCGACGCCUUCGCUGAAUUUUAACAGUUACAGUAAGGGUAAGAAUCUUAACAAUGUUCUGGCGAACGGGAGGGUAGAUAAAAGUAGUAAAAAUGAAGACGAACAUGGCUAUGGAGGGAAUAAAAGUGGAAAGAAGAAUAAGAAUAAUACGGAGAGCAACAAUAACAAUAACGGUGCGAAGCGUGCUUCUGAUAAGAGGUUCAAGACUUUGCCGCCCUCAGAAUCUCUGCCUAGAAAUGAAACAGUUGGCGGGUAUAUCUUCGUGUGCAACAAUGAUACGAUGCAAGAGAAUCUCAAGAGACAGCUCUUUGGCUUGCCUCCCCGUUAUCGAGAUUCAGUCCGAGCAAUUACUCCAGGAUUACCUCUCUUUCUCUACAACUACUCAACUCACCAACUUCAUGGAGUUUUUGAGGCUGCGGGUUUUGGUGGCACAAAUAUUGACCCAACAGCUUGGGAAGACAAGAAAUACUCUGGUGAAUCACGCUUCCCUGCUCAGGUGCGUGUGAUUACAAGAAAAGUCUGCGAGCCUUUGGAAGAAGACUCUUUUAGGCCAAUUCUUCACCACUAUGAUGGUCCUAAGUUUCGCCUCGAAUUAAAUGUUCCCGAGGCGAUCUCGCUUUUGGAUAUUUUUGUAGAAGACAAACCAUUGAGCGUUUGA